ACAAUUAUGAGACUUAUUAGUAUUUUUCCUAAAUGUAACAUCCAGAUGUAAUUGGCUAUGUCUUUUUCAAAAAAUAUUUUUAGUGCUACAAAACUUUUUUUACAGAACGACUAUAAAAACAGUUCAUUUCUGUAUAAUUUUCAAAAUUACACUUGGGGUCUGGACUAAGUGGAUCUUGAGAUCAAUAAAAAGUCCGGGACUGUUGCCUCUGAAACAUCCUAGGAAGGUGGCCCUUUUAACGUCUGUCACGCUUAGCACUUAGGAGAUGACCUGAUCCUUUAAAGAAACCUCUCCUUUUUUUAUUCAGUCUUCAAAGCAUUAAGGGAAUAUGUCUGGGUUCAUUAUACACCUUCUAGCUCCUAACUUCUCCAACACUUCUCAACCUUCAGUUCUGACUGCAUUCAUUUCAAUUUGUCUACUCUUUUCCAACUAUUUUUAACUAAGGUAAAUUGUCCAAAUUCUCUUUCUCUUCUGCGGAGGUUUUUAGUACUGCUAACAUCUGAGAUAUACAACAUUUUUAUGACCCUGUCUCUAUUCACAUGAGCCAUUACCAGGUGGAAAUUCCCAGGUGGGAAAUUUCUCUCAGUUCACAUGGGCCAGGAUGCCUUCAUAAAUACUUUCCUGCACAAUUACAUAAAGGACACGAGCCUAGAAGACCUCCACACAUGUCAGAACCCUAGCGCGUCAAAGAACAAGUAGGCAAUUGUGAGCAAUUUGACAACCAAGGGCCUUGGCCGUUCAUUGGACACAGAGCACGUCAAUCCUUGUUUGUCAGCAAAUGAGCCCAAAGCUCGUGACGAGGGGUCACAGGCCACCGUCAACGGUUCCGGCCCCGCCCCUCGACUGUGGCCUGGCUCCACUGCCUGAGGCCCGACUUCCGUCGGACGCUUCCGCCAUUGGCCGCCCACCCUCCCGGUCGUGGGGCCUCCUCUGUGGUCCCUUCUGUGACUGCCUCGGUCCAUCUCACUUCCCUCAGCCUCCUCUCAGGGCAGCCACUUCGGGUGCCACCACCUGCGCCACUGCCAUCGUCCCCCGCCCGGCUGAGGUAACUGGCGGCUGCCAUGUCUACCACGGGGGAUGGAGAUCUGGCCCCUGGCGGGCAGGAAGGCCCUGCAGGUGCGUCGGGGGCCCAGGCCAGAGCCCGUGACGGUGUGGACCGCAGCUCCGAGGCUCGCAGGGGUGACUCCAUGCCUGAGGCUGAGGCGGGUGGAGUCGUGGGGGCCUCAGGAGGCCCGAGGGAGGCGGCCCUGGAGGGCGGGAACGCUGAGGAAGACGCCGACCUCAGGCCGGCUGAGGAGAGGGAGGUGGAGGAGCAGGCGGAGGGCGUGAACCGCAUGGUGGUCUCGCGCCACUUCCCCAUGAACACCUUUCUCUUAACGGUCCUAAAUCUGGCACACUCGAUGGUGAACCGUUUGUCCGAAAACCACGUCAUACUUCCGCCAAAUGAUGACCGCGUGUUGGUCUGGCACCAGACCAGGCAGCGCUUGUCCGACCACGGCUCAGCCGCCGUGGCCGGGUUUUCGGAGGUCCAGGUGCCAUCGGAUGAAUCGGGGGAGGGGCCGGCUGAGGAAGCCCCGGACCAGGGGGCGGAGCAGGCGGAGGAAGCCCAGGAGGCGGAGCAGGCGGAGGAAGCCCAAGAGGCGGAGGAAGCCCAAGAGGCGGAGGAAGCCGAGGAGGCCUCUUUAUUGGAGACGGCCACCAAGGAGUCUGAGGAGCCCAGCUCGCGGGAGAUGCCACAGGAGCCUGUCGCCCCUGAGAAAACAGCUGAAUGCCAGGAUGAGAACUCCAAAGAAGAGGCGCAGGGCACCAAAAGUGAGGGGAAAGAAAAGAAGUAUAACAGAAAACAAGAAGAACCAGAAAAGGAUCUGGACCCAGGAAAGGACAGGCCCAGAAAGCCCAGUUUGGAAGACUAGAAAGAAGACAGAGAAAGAAGAAAGGAUCCAUUGUUCGCUAUUUUUCGAUUUUUCAGAAGCCCAUGGGAUUAUUAACGUUGAUUUCCUUCCCAAAUCCAUCCCCCAAAGAGCAACUGUCUAAUAAUAAUAUCUAUAAAAAUUCCAAUAUCUAAUUGGGUUUUAUCUUUUCCAGAUAUAUUUGACAGCAUUUGUUCUAGUUAAAACUAAGUUUUAAAGUAGUAAACUGAAAUGUAGAUAGAUUUGUGUAUAUAAAUAAUCCUGAUUUAAAUCUCUUUAAAAAUGAGAAGCCGUUUUACAUCAUUGGAAGGCAUCAUCACAUUCCACCAUUUGAUAAGCCUGUUUUAAGUUCUUUUAUUGCAGCCCAAAAUAAAAUUUGUAUUUAAAA
Messenger RNA from Bubalus bubalis (water buffalo), 2298 nucleotides. RefSeq names its product cancer/testis antigen 47A-like. The transcript has 3 exons. The record is from RefSeq and is a predicted model, not a curated record. NCBI's taxonomy places the organism in Eukaryota, Metazoa, Chordata, Mammalia, Artiodactyla, Bovidae. Bases 1062 to 1913 code for a protein of 283 amino acids.